Aspergillus udagawae is the source of this 717-nucleotide messenger RNA. RefSeq lists its product as uncharacterized. Bases 1 to 717 code for a protein of 238 amino acids. Gene Ontology annotation, molecular function: ATP binding; ATP hydrolysis activity. NCBI's taxonomy places the organism in Eukaryota, Fungi, Ascomycota, Eurotiomycetes, Eurotiales, Aspergillaceae. The record is from RefSeq and is a predicted model, not a curated record. The transcript is spliced from 3 exons.
AUGAAGGAAGCCGAGCAGCGUCAAAUAGCCCACAUGGAAGCGAGUAUUCGCGAGAUCAUGAAGAUCGGCGAGAAGACCAAUGACGAUAAUAAGCUUCGCCGGGCCCAAUCUCAACAAAAGAAGGCCGAGGAUCGGAUAGGUACUCAAUGGUCGAUUCAAGAUCUGGCUGGAUUUCACCUGCCCAGUCGAGCCGAAAUCGAGGUGCCGCAGGAUGAGAAGGGCGCGACAAUUAGUCCGCCCCAGGCGACUGGCCUUCGGUUCCCUGGCCCGCUGGUGUCACUGGAAGGGAUCACCUUUCAGUAUAGGAAAAAUGAUCGGGUUGUUCUGGAUGACAUUACUCUGGUCGUCCACCUCGGUGACCGUGAUGGCAUCAUGGGUCUCAAUGGGUCUGGAAAGACUACUCUGAUCCGUGUCUUGGCGGGAAAUAAUCUCCCAUCUAAGGGCAAAGUCACCACCCACCCGCGACCGAAAGUGGGCUACUAUGGCCAACACUCGGUCGAAGAGUUGCAGGAGCGUGGCAAGGGCGAACCCGCUCUAACUGCUCUGGGAUUAUUGAUGGCUGAGUCGGAUGGGUCACUCAAAGAAGGUUCUGUUCGAGCACUGCUUUCAUCCAUGGGCCUAACAGGGCGGAUUGCUUCUGACGUCCCCGUCGCAGAGCUGUCCGGUGGGCACCUGGUUCGGCUAGCUCUGGCCCGAACUGUCCGGAUCGCACCGUAG